Molecule: messenger RNA, 276 nt
Organism: Enterobius vermicularis (human pinworm)
Lineage: Eukaryota; Metazoa; Nematoda; Chromadorea; Rhabditida; Oxyuridae
Source: the annotation of a GenBank genome assembly
AUGGUAGUUGUAGCAUCGUCAUCUUAUUUUCGGCGGCUUUGUGCAAAACAUCUCAUACCGGUACGACGAUUUGCUUCUGCACAGUCUGCUGUAGUUUCUAAAGGACUUCAGAAACCAGUUGAAAAGAUAAGGAAUAUAGGUAUAUCAGCUCACAUUGAUUCUGGCAAGACCACUGUAACUGAAAGGAUUCUGUAUUACGCCGGUAGAAUUGACGCUAUGCAUGAGGUGCGAGAGGACGGAGGUCUAUUUGUGAAUUUAUCUGAUGUUGCUUUCUGA